Messenger RNA from Cinclus cinclus, 5538 nucleotides. It is a transcript of the gene PATJ, whose product is annotated as PATJ crumbs cell polarity complex component. Gene Ontology annotation, molecular function: protein binding. NCBI's taxonomy places the organism in Eukaryota, Metazoa, Chordata, Aves, Passeriformes, Cinclidae. The coding region runs from base 1 to 5538 and encodes 1845 amino acids. The record is from RefSeq and is a predicted model, not a curated record. The transcript is spliced from 43 exons.
AUGCCUGAAAAUCCAGCAGCAGAUAAGCAGCAGGUGCUGCAGAUCCUGGAUCGGCUGCAGGCAAAACUGCAGGAGAAGAGGGAUUCCCAACACCAGGAAAACCUGACUGUCCUACGGAACACCCUCAGGAGCCCCUUGUUCAACCAGAUCCUGACUCUCCAGCAAUCCAUCAAACAGCUGAAGGAACAACUCAGUUACAUGCCUCCUGACCGCUCAGUGGAUUUUGAUUUUACCAAGAGGGGGCUGUUGGUGUUUGCUGACAAAUCAGUCACUGCUGGGACACCUUGCACUUCACCUGGACCCAAAGCAUCAGCCUUUACUCCAAAGCUGGGAGUUAAUGAAUUUAACAUGAUCAUCCAGCAAAUGGCAAAGGGAAGACAAAUAGAAUCAAUAACAAUUGAUAAACCUUCCGUUGGAGGUCUUGGAUUUAGUGUGGUUGCCCUUAAAAAUCCCAGCCUGGGAGAAGUUGGUAUCUUUGUCAAGGAAGUCCAGCCAGGAAGCAUAGCUGACAGGGAUCAAAGACUGAGGGAAAAUGACCACAUACUGGCCAUUAAUUGCACGCCAUUGGAUCAGAACAUUUCCCAUCAGCACGCCAUUGCCCUCCUCCAGCAAUCCACAGGAUCCCUGCAUCUGGUGGUGGCUCGGGAGCCACUUCAAGGGAACAGCAGAACUGCCUUAUUAAGUGAUGUAAAUCCACCUGAGACUAUUCACUGGGGCCACAUUGAAGACGUUGAGCUGAUUAACGAUGGUUCAGGAUUAGGCUUUGGAAUUGUAGGAGCAAAGUCGAGCGGAGUAGUUGUAAGAACAAUUGUUCCUGGGGGAUUAGCAGAUCGGGACGGGAGGCUGCAGACAGGAGAUCACAUCCUGCAGAUUGGAGGGACCAACGUGCAAGGAAUGACCAGUGAGCAAGUUGCCCAAGUGCUGAGGAACUGUGGGAAUUCUGUCAGGAUGAUUGUUGCGAGGGACCCCAAGUUUGGAGUCGUGGAGGCUCCACCAGCUCCCCUGAGCUGGCCAGUCAGCACAUUGCCUUCCCUUCAAAAUGGAAAUGAUAAUGACAACUUUUUUGAUACCUAUGACGUUGAACUUAUAAAAAAGAAUGGGCAAAGCCUGGGAAUAACAAUUGUUGGAUAUGCUGGCACAUGUGAUAUAGAACCUUCAGGGAUUUUUGUGAAAAAUAUUAUACCUGGUAGUGCUGCUGACCACAAUGGCCAAAUUCAUGUUCAUGACAAAAUUGUUGCUGUUGAUGGAGUCAACAUACAGAAUUUUACCAACCAAGAAGUGGUGGAGGCUCUGCGGAACACGGGACAGACUGUACGUCUCACCUUGCUUAGAAGGAAGCCUUCCUUUACUGUUUCUUUAGAAACACCUUCAGAUAGAGGAAGAGUCCCACUCCCUCCAGCAUAUGAACUGAAAUCCAAGUGGGAAAACCUGCUGGGACCAGAAUACGAAGUUAUGGUUGUGCAUGUGGAUAUGCCCUUUAAAGAUGAUUCAGAGCUCCAGAAGUACUCAAAGCUGUUACCCAUCCAUACUCUGAGAUUAGGACUUGAGCUGGACACUUUUGAUGGACAUCAUUAUAUAUCAUCCAUUGCUUCAGAUGGCCCACCUGCAAUCCUUGGUAUUCUGCAACUGGAGGAUGAACUGCUGGAGGUAAAUGGGGUGCAGCUGUAUGGGAAAUCCCGGCGUGAGGCUGUCACCUUCCUGAAGGAAGUGCCACCCCCUUUCACCCUGGUGUGCUGCCGCCGGCUCUUCGGGGACAGCGCCGAGUCUCUCGUGGAUGAGCCCCCUGUGGCAGCUGCUCCUCCAGGGCAGAAGGUGAAACCUGAGGAAGACUUUAAUUCUGAGGAGGAAGAAGGGGAAUUGGCAUUAUGGUCUCCUGAUGUGAAGGUUAUUGAACUGGAGAAAGACAAAAAUGGUUUAGGAUUCAGCAUUUUAGACUAUCAGGAUCCCUUGGAUCCAGCAGGAACAGCCAUUGUGAUCAGCUCCUUGGUGGCAGGUGGAGUGGCUGAGCGUGGGGGGCAGAUUUUGCCGGGUGACCGCUUGGUGUUCGUCAAUGAGAAGCACUUGGACAGUGCCACCUUGGCAGAGGCAGUGGAAGUGCUGAAAUCUGUGCCCCCAGGUAGAGUUUCCCUUGGAAUCUGCAAGCCUUUGGUGGGAGAAAGCAGAGAGGAGGAGAACAUGCACGGUGUGGAUACCAGCAGCAUCAAAAGCAGCCCUGGGUCUCCAGAACCAGUAGAUAGCACAAAUUUCUCAGUAAUACUUGAAGCACCACAGGGUUUCAGAGAUGAGGUGCCUUUUAAAGAAGAACUCGUUGAUGAGCCCCAUUUGGACUUGGGAAGGUCAUUCCAGCUUUCCCAGAGGGAUGAUGAGUAUGGGAAGGAGUCCUGGGAGAUGUGUGAAUUUCUGAAACCCAGAGCAGAGGACGUGGAGGAGGAACGGGAAAUGUUGGUGGAUGAGGAGUAUGAGGAGGAUUCAGACUUCCUGAAAUGUGAUGAUGCAUCAGGUGGAGAGAAGGCAGCUUCAGACAGGAGCCUGGAUACAGAAGGAUGGGCAAAGCAACUGGAGACUGCUGAAAUACAAGAUUUAAGAUCCAGUGCUAGCCUAAGUCCCAAAGAGUGCCUGGAAUAUCAAUUCAGUAAAGAUCAAAUGUGUGAAGAGAAUGCUGCUAUAAGGUCACACUUUCCUGGAACCACAGCACACAGCAGCUACCAAAAAGACAUACUUGAUACUGAAACUGCCCAGUCAGAAGUGAAAGCUGAGAUGGAUUUAGGGACAAAGCUUCAGAGUGACUCCAAAGGAUCUGAGCUUGCUGUUCAUUCAGAAGCAAUUGGAAAGGAAGCACUGAAAGAGGAGAAUUACGGUUUUCCCAAGAACCAGGAGUCUGGGAGAGUAACCACCUUAGCUCAGCCUAGAACAGCAUCAGGCAGUGAAUUACCUGAGAGAGAAGAAGGAGAAGGAGAAGAAACUCCAAACUUCAGCCACUGGGGACCACCACGGACUGUUGAGAUCUUCAGAGACUCUCACGUGUCUCUUGGAAUCAGCAUUGUUGGUGGACAAACUGUCAUAAAGCGCCUGAAGAAUGGAGAAGAACUUAAAGGGAUCUUUAUCAAACAAGUUUUGGAAGACAGCCCAGCAGGAAGAACAAGGGCUUUAAAAACUGGAGAUAAAAUACUUGAGGUUUCUGGGGUAGACCUACAGAAUGCCACCCACGAGGAAGCAGUAGAAGCCAUCAAGAAUGCAGGAAAUCCUGUGGUGUUUGUAGUCCAGGGCUUGGCUAAUGUACCAAAAGUGGUUUCUCCUGCCCAGCCUAAGGGAAGCAGAGUCAGCAAAGAUCAGGAUGCAGAAAAAGAAAAUAAGAGUGAUAAGAGAAAAUAUGGGGCUCCACCUCCCAUGAAGCUGCCACCUCCUUACAGAGCACUCGAAAGUCAUCACGCAGAGGAGGCUGCUGUGGAUGAAGAGGAGGAUGAGGAUGCUUGUGCAGAGGAAAAAAUCAGGCAGAGAUAUGCAGAUCUCCCGGGAGAAUUGCACAUUAUUGAGCUGGAGAAAGACAAGAAUGGGCUGGGGCUCAGCCUGGCUGGCAACAAGGACCGUUCCAGGAUGAGCAUCUUCGUGGUUGGGAUCAACCCCGAAGGCCCCGCGGGACGGGACGGGAGGAUGCACAUUGGGGAUGAACUCCUGGAGAUAAACAAUCAGAUAUUGUAUGGAAGAAGCCACCAGAAUGCUUCUGCAGUCAUUAAAACUGCCCCAUCAAAGGUCAAGCUGGUUUUCAUACGAAGUGAGGAUGCAGUGAACCAGAUGGCUGUCACUCCCUUCCCACUGCCUUCAGGCUCCCACUCUGCUACUGAGGACCACGGUGGCACAGAACCUGCAAGUGGUGAGGAGGACCCAAGUUUGGAAGUUGUCAUGAAAAGCCUGACUGAUGAGGAGUCUAACAAAGCUGAUGUGAAAUGUAGAGACACUGACACACCAGUGGUGGCAGAUCAGCAGGAGCCAGAGGAGCAGCUCCCAGAAAAUGUCCUCAGCCAGAUCAAACAGCCCAAAUCUUCCAUGAAAGCCCUUGUGAGCUCCCAGGAUUUACCCCGGGAGCCUGCACCUCCUUACCUUUCUCCAGAAGCAGAAGUCACCAGCCAUGGUGUCUUCCCAGCUCCACUGCCUGUGGAUCCAGCAACCUGUCCCAUAGUUCCAGGGCUGGAGAUGACCAUAGAGAUCUCCAAGGGUCGCUCAGGCCUCGGGCUCAGCAUCGUCGGGGGCAAAGACACUCCACUGGAUGCCAUAGUGAUCCAUGAAGUUUAUGAAGAAGGGGCAGCAGCCCGAGAUGGCAGACUCUGGGCUGGUGACCAGAUUCUAGAGGUGAACGGGAUCGAUCUGCGGAACGCCAGCCACGAGGAAGCCAUCACUGCGCUCCGACAGACACCCCAGAAGGUGCAGCUGGUGGUUUACAGGAAUGAGGCACAUUACAAGGAUGAGGAGAACUUGGAGAUUUUCUCUGUAGAUAUCCAAAAGAAAAUGGGCCGAGGACUGGGGCUCAGCAUAGCUGGGAAACGAAAUGGAAGUGGAGUGUUUAUCUCUGACAUUGUUAAAGGAGGAGCUGCAGACCUAGAUGGAAGAUUAAUUCAAGGAGAUCAGAUUUUGUCUGUAAAUGGAGAGGAUAUGAGAAAUGCCUCACAAGAGACUGUUGCCACUAUACUUAAGUGUGCUCAAGGCCUGGUGCAUCUUGAGCUUGGGAGAUUGCGAGCUGGGUCAUGGCUGUCAUCACGGAAAACAUCCCAAAACAGUCAGGCAAGCCAACAGAGUGUCCCCAGCCACUUCCACCCUGCUCUUGCUCCCGUCCUCUCCACCUUGCAGAACUUUGUCAGCACAAAAAGAUCCUCAGCAGACACAUCCCAGAGAAACUCAGCAGGAGCCGAUAUGGGCCCAAGGACUGUGGAGAUAACAAGGGGCCCAAAUGAUGCACUGGGUGUGAGCAUAGCAGGAGGGAAGGGCAGUCCCUUGGGAGACAUUCCCAUCUUCAUCGCUAUGAUCCAGGCCAGCGGAGUGGCUGCUCGGACACAAAGGCUCAGAGUUGGAGAUCGGAUUGUCAGUAUUAAUGGGCAACCUUUGGAUGGGCUGUCUCAUGCAGAUGCAGUUAAUCUACUAAAGAAUGCUUAUGGGAGCAUUAUCCUGCAGGUGGUGGCUGACACCAACAUCAGUGCCAUUGCCAGCCAGCUGGAGAGUAUGUCCACGGGCUGCAGCCUGAACCUGCCCUCCGAGCAUCCCACCGAGGAUCCCGAAGCACCUCAACCUAAGAUUAUUACUUUGGAGAAAGGCUCUGAUGGACUGGGAUUUAGUAUUGUAGGGGGGUAUGGAAGUCCCCAUGGAGACCUGCCCAUUUAUGUCAAGACUAUAUUUGCCAAGGGCGCAGCAGCCGACGACGGACGGCUGAAACGCGGGGACCAGCUCGUGGCUGUCAACGGGGAAGCGCUGGAAGGAGUCACCCACGAGCAGGCUGUGGCCAUCCUGAAACGCCAGAGGGGCACGGUGACCCUGACAGUGCUGUCCUGA